GAAAGGAAAUUGUCGUGUAGGAAGAAGAAGACAAAUAAAAGAAGAAGAUAGGAGGAGAGAGGAGAGAGAAGAGAGGAAGAGGAAGAGGAGAAGGAGGAGUAUCAAUUUCUAUUUCAAGCUUGCGACUCUAAGUGACGUCAGAUCUACCAAAAUAUCACGCGGUUAGGGAGGUGCAGUUGGUUAGAGCUCCGGUGUGUGGUCCAGGUCUCGAUCUUUCCCAGACUCCCAAAAAUCUUCUAACUCGUCGGAGUACGUUCGAUUGUGAAUUCCUCCUUUUUCCAAAACUUAACCAGAUCAGAAUUUUAAAGAUAAUAAAAAAGAAAGAUUUUUAAAAAUAAUAAAAAAAGGAAGCAAGGAAGAAAAAAAGACAACACAGAGAGACAGAAAACAGGAAUCCAACAAGAGGAUAUACACGAAGAAACAAUCUUAACAAAAGUGGAUUGUUCAUUAAAUCUUCGUUUUUGAUCUGAUCAUCCCAUCCCCCAACAUAUUCCUCACCUAACCCUGUAUCAUCCCUUUUUUUAUUUUUUUUAUUUUUCUUGAUAUCACUCAAUUUGAUCAUUCCCAUUUCUACGAAUAAUCCUACUUUUUUAUUCAGUGAUCCUAAAAAGUGUUACAUAUAUAUAUAUAUAUAUAUAUAUAUAUAUAUAUAUACACAUAUAUAGACACACAUUUUGUUACUGUUGUCCCCUUCCAUUGAUCAGAAUUUCAAAGUUGUAUAGAAGAGAUAAUACUUAAGGGGUUGACAAAAGGAAGUUGUUAAGAUGCCAGGUGCCGGUGGUCAGCCACCGCAGCAAAGGACUACCUUCAGACCACCCUGGGUCAAGGAUGGUGGUCCUAAUCCUUUACCCAUGCCCACAGCACCUUGGACUCUUAAUUCUAGAAGGGACUCCAAGUCGAAGGCUGAAGAACCACCGGCUUUCACCAAAGUUACGUUGAAGAGUGUCUCAAAACCAACGGAAUCGGUACAGCAAUCGACCGAACCUGGUCAACAAGCAACAAGGAAGCAAAGUAAAAUCACUAUAAUACCAUCUCAACCAAAAAGUGACAAAAAUUCUAAUGCCGCUGCUACUGCUGCUGCUACUGCAACGACGACAAAGACAAAGACAACAAGUAGUACACCUCCGUCAUCGAAGCCACGGGAGAAUGGACGACAGGAGCCAAAUUCGAGGCCGCAACUCGAACGACAAGUUCGCAUUGAGAGAUCUCGAUCCCGAGGUGACACUAUACCACUAUCCAAGAGCGAAAGUUCAACUGGUGCACCAACGUUAUCGAAGAGUUCGUCUAGGGCAGCCAUACCACCCCCACCCCCACCAAGGCCACCCCCACCACCACCAAGUCGUUCUAUCCUUAAGGAUAUACCUCCGUUGACUGAGAAUCAAGAAAAACAAUUGGAGAUGUUAAAAUCAAGACCAAGAAAACGUCCUGAUUGGGCCAGCAUGAUGAAGGAGGUUGAAAGUGGUAGACGUUUAAGACACGUCACCUGUAACGACAGAAGUGCACCCCUGAUCGAGAGGGUUAACAAGGUCACAGCUGAUCCAGCAGGUAAGGCCCACUUUGUAUUCGAGUCAGAAAAGUCAAACAUGCACAAUCAGUUGCUGAAGCAGAUUCAGGAAGGCGUCAAAUUGAAAAGCGUUAAGACCAAUGACAGAUCCAAACCUAUAUUGGAGGGUCUUAGGAAGUUCAGAAGGCAAUUGACGAUAGAGGAACAAAUGCAGAAGGUCGAAGUGGAAGAUGAACCAGAUGAUGUAAUAGAUGACGAUGACAUCGAUGCUGUCAGGGACGAUUUGCAAAGUACUAAGCAAAUGUUAGCCAUCGAGCUUAGAAACAAAGAGGCACUUGAAAGGGAAAACAAAAGAUUGCAGGCAAGAAUUUUGAAUCUUGAAGCAGAGGUAGAACGAUCGAGAUCACAAAAGAACGUUCAGGAGUACAAACAACAGGAUGAAAAGUUGACAGAAUCUUUGAGAGAGGAAGCUCGUACUGCAAGAAAGGAUGCCGAGAGAUUAGAAAAGGAAUAUGCUAGUACAGCGGAGGAAAGGGACAAGUAUAAGAAUGAAUUGGAAGAAAUGAAAAGAAUGUAUGCCAAUUUGGAGAAACGUAUGAAAGCGGGAAUGGCGUUGGCUGGGUGUCCAAGUGCGAAAGACGUUGCAAGAAUUGCUUCUCAAAAGAGUAUGGAUAAUAAACAACAGGAUAUGAGUGAAACUGAAGAAGAAGAAGAGGAAGAAGAAGAAAGUACAGAAGAAGAGGAAGAAGAUUCGAAAGCUUCCGCAGAAAAACGUUUGCAGAGAGAAAUCAAAUUGCUUUCUUCCAAAGUGAAGAACUUUAUGGACAAAGCGGUUAAUGCUAGAAAAGAAAGGCACGCGUUAAAAGAACAGAUCAAACAACAACAAAAAUUAUUAAAAGAGGAGAAACGUAAAUUCAAACACUUGCAAAAAGAAGUCGACAAAAUGGCCAAAUUGAUGGCCGAUACAGAAGGAGAUGAUGAAGAAGAAGAAGAAGAAGAAGAAGAAGAGGAAACAGAAUCUGAAGAAUCAGAAUCUGAAGAAUCGGAAGAGGAGGAAGAAUCUGAUAUUGACGAAGUAGGUCAUACUACAGAACAAGAGAAAGAUAUUUUACAGAAACGUGUAAAGAGACACGAAAAUCGAUUGGCCGCAUUAAAGAAAGGUAAUUAUCUUUUAAAAGCUCAAGUCGAUAGAUUAAAAGACGAUUUGGCUAAACAACGAGAAGAAAGUAUUACGUUGCAAGAAGAUUUGGACUCCGUUUUGGCGGAAUUAGGUUAAGUUAUAAUAUAAGUCAAAUAAUUAACUCUUUGACUGCAUUGCGCACUAGCCUUAAACUAUGGGUAUUGUACGACGCAGCAUUUGCAUGACCUACUGCGAGAGCGUAUAUAUAUGACUGGUAAUACCGUGUAUAUACGCCUUUCGUAUUCAAAGGGUUAAUAAGUACAAAACGAUUGUAUACAUUAAACAUAUAGGCAUUAUACAUAUUGAAAUAUAGUGAAUUUUAUGAAUGAUAAAAAAACAACAUUUUCGUGAUAAUACGCAUAAUCAUAUAUCUACGUUUGAUAUUAAUCGAUUUUGAUUAUAACAUUUAUUUUGUAGUAUAAGAGAUAUAUAAACAUCUUGAUAGACCAUAAAUUUUAUUUUAUAAAUAACGUUGCAGUUUAUCGAAUGUAACAAUCUUCUUAGAUUAGGAUUUUGAUCGGGGUUAAAAAGAAAAAAGGAAAAGUAAAAGAAAAUUUAAUCAA
This is a messenger RNA of Vespula vulgaris, 3247 nucleotides long. RefSeq names its product cyclin-dependent kinase 11B-like. Gene Ontology annotation, molecular function: actin binding. The record is from RefSeq and is a predicted model, not a curated record. The coding region runs from base 765 to 2780 and encodes 671 amino acids. Lineage: Eukaryota; Metazoa; Arthropoda; Insecta; Hymenoptera; Vespidae. The transcript is spliced from 8 exons.